UCAAGACGUGAAGAGGGGCGAUCGACGCUCGCCUUUUCUUGCUUAAAUUUUACAUUUGUAAUAUCCGGUUAAGCUUUAUAUUAUCUCAAAAUGCACGCACUUGGUAUGUCACAGCGAUUAAACUCGUCAGCAAUCCCUCCAGCCAACCAGUCGACAGUCGCUGCCCUUGCCCAAGUUGAACGUGAAAAAGUCUUCCAGUGGAUAAUCGAGUUGGCGAGUCCAGAAUCAAGAGAAAAUGCUCUGCUUGAACUAAGUAAAAAGCGAGAGAUUGUUCCUGACUUGGCUCCCAUGCUAUGGAACUCCUUUGGAACAGUAGCCGUCCUCCUUCAAGAAAUUGUCAACAUUUAUCCGUUCAUCAACCCACCAGCCCUAACAGCUCAUCAGUCUAACCGUGUGUGCAAUGCCUUGGCCCUACUACAAUGUGUCGCCUCCCACCCAGAAACAAGAUCAGCUUUUCUGCAAGCCCAUAUUCCAUUAUUUCUGUACCCAUUCCUACACACUGUAAGCAAGACGAGACAGUUUGAAUAUCUGCGACUCACAAGCUUAGGGGUCAUCGGAGCUUUAGUCAAGACUGAUGAACCAGAAGUCAUCAACUUCCUUCUGACGACAGAGAUCAUUCCUCUGUGCCUCAGAAUCAUGGAAAGUGGAAGCGAGCUCUCAAAAACGGUGGCGACGUUCAUCCUGCAGAAGAUUCUUCUGGAUGAGACAGGGCUCUCUUAUAUCUGCCAAACCUACGAGAGAUUCUCACAUGUCGCUAUGAUCUUGUGUAAAAUGGUGAUGACUCUUGCUAAGGAACCCUCGGCUAGACUCCUGAAGCAUGUUGUGCGCUGUUACCUCAGACUCUCUGAUAAUCCGAGGGCAAGAGAAGCACUACGCCAAUGCCUCCCAGACCAACUCAAGGACAACACCUUUGUACCCGUUCUGAAAGAUGACACCUCCACUAAACGCUGGCUCGGCCAGCUCAUCAAAAACCUAACUGAAACCGGUGUGCCCGACCCAAGAGGUAUACCCCUUCCCCCGCAAUGAAAGUGACCGGACAAAACAAAACGCAGGUUCCAUUUUGAAUGGAGAGAGUUCAGCAAUACGCAAUGAAACAAAUAACCAGCUCCCAUUUUCAGAAAUGGAUGCAUGUUCGUCUGCUGUCUAUGAAACGGUAAAGAGCUGUGUUGUUUUGGGUUUUUGUGUAUUAAGGGCCUUGUCACACGGGGGGACUUUUUUGCAAGGAACCUGGAAACAACCGACUGCACUGCAAUAAAACAACACUUCAGUUUCACAAGAGGUAUCUUACUGUCGAAUUGUAUGAAUGUUUCUGCUUUUUGGCCCUUUUGGAGCGUCUCAAAAGUCGUACACAAUGUAAGCUCAAAGGAACGUUUCUCUUGGCAUUUAAGUUCCAAGUAUCCAGUUGACCACCAGAAAAGUCUGCUAGACCACAACAUUGAGAACGGCCCUGCCUGAAGGAAAAGUGUGCAUAAACAGUUUGAACAUUAAUUUUGAACUUUGCAUAGGUCCAACAGCAUGUGUGCCCACCGGAUCACUUAUCCUAUCGAUUUAGACUGUUCAAACCAUUCAGACUUUUGAGACAUGUACAUGUUUUGUAAGACAACCCCUAAGCUGGUUGUAAACAUUGACAUAAAAUACAAGCUUCAUUAAGUAGGCAAGUGGUACUAAGUUAAAAGCCGAAAAAUAGUAAAUUUGAAGAAGUCGUUACAGGGCUCCAAUUUGAGGGAAAAUUCACAAAACUGCGGGGCUUGUAGCUCCAAACUUUUACUGGAACAGAGAAUUUGUCACAAGACCGGAGUCAAAAUGAGAAGAACAAUAUCUACACAGUUUCACAUUUUAGAUGUUUUUUUUUUAAGAAGCACCAAGAGAGGAUUUAUCUCUUUUGUUUAUUGGUAUUACUUCAAUAAUCAAUGGAAUUGAAAGAUAUUUGUAUUUACCAGUUUAAUUUAAAAAUGCAGUGAGGUUAUGUAAGUCAAAAACAAAAUCGCUGGACUUAUAUGGUCGAUAGUUUCUUGGCCCAUUGCUUAAAUCACUGGCCUCAGACCUGCAGUCCAGUCUCAAUUUAAAGGAUUCUGGUACUUUUUCAAAAUGUCCACAGAUUUACGUUAACUUUACAGGGUUUGAAGAUAAUGAGUGUAAAGCUUCCCUUC
Molecule: messenger RNA, 2150 nt
Organism: Asterias rubens (European starfish)
Lineage: Eukaryota; Metazoa; Echinodermata; Asteroidea; Forcipulatida; Asteriidae
Product: CCR4-NOT transcription complex subunit 9
Exons: 9
Coding region: 91-1026 (311 amino acids)
Biological process (GO): negative regulation of translation; mRNA catabolic process
Cellular component (GO): P-body; CCR4-NOT complex; CCR4-NOT core complex
Source: RefSeq, a predicted model, not a curated record